This is a messenger RNA of Passer domesticus (house sparrow), 3174 nucleotides long. It is a transcript of the gene CCDC124, whose product is annotated as coiled-coil domain containing 124. Gene Ontology annotation, cellular component: nucleus. The record is from RefSeq and is a predicted model, not a curated record. Gene Ontology annotation, biological process: transcription by RNA polymerase II. NCBI's taxonomy places the organism in Eukaryota, Metazoa, Chordata, Aves, Passeriformes, Passeridae. Gene Ontology annotation, molecular function: transcription coactivator activity.
CCGGGCGGGCUCGGGGGGCGGGAAAAGGGAUUUUAGGGAGGGUGAAAAUGCAGGAAAAAGGGAUUUUAGGGUGGCUCCGAGGAUGUUCCAGCCGGGAGGAAGGAUUGAAUCCAUCCCAGGCUGGGCAGACCUCGGGAAUGGAGCAGCCCGUUUGUUUUUAAUUCAUUAAAUUAAUAAUUAUUUGCUGUUAAAAUCAAAGAUUCCGCCCCAGAGCUCCCAAAGCUGCGAUUUUCCCCGUGUUUGGUUGAUUUGAAAGGUCCCUUUUUCCUUGGAUUUGACUUUUCCCACCCUGGAUAACAGUGCCAGCCCAUUUUUGGGGCUGUUUCUCCAAAUUCAAGGAGUUUCUCUCCUCCCUGGAUCGGGUAGAGACUCCUCAAUCCCGUUUUUUCCUGGCUCGGGAUUUUUUUGGACUUCCAGGUGCUUUUUCCAUGGGCUGAGAGGCUGGAGUUUGGCCAGGAGGGAGCAGAUUUGGGAUCUGGAGGAAAUCUGGGAAAUCUAUCCCAGGUUUAUCCCGACCUGGGGUUGGGGUAAAUCUGGGAUAAAUCAGGGGGACGAGCCCAGUUUUUAACUCGGUUUUGGGGACUUUUCCCCUCUCCAAAUCCCUAAAAUCUGGGAAGGGGCUGGAGGAUUUUUGGGAAGAGAAUAAAGAAUUUCUGGGAAGGGGCUGGAGAAUUUUUGGGAAGGGAAUGGAGAAUCCUGAGGGAAACUGGGAAGGGGCUGGAGAAUUUUUGGGAACAGGGUGGAGAAUUUUUGGGAAAUGGCUGGAGAAUUUUUGGGAAGGGACUGGAGAAUCCUGUGCGAAACUGGGGAAGGAAACCUUGGGAACUUUUAUUCCCCAUCCCUGCAAACCUCCGAGCGUGCAAACUCCCAGCCUGGCCUCAAACCUCAAUCCCAUGAAAAUACCCCAAAAAAAACGACCCCAGAUCCGUGCAGAACCCCGAUUUCUCCCGGUUUCCCAGAGGGUUUGAGGAAUGCCCAAGAAAUUCCAGGGGGAGAACAGCAAGUCGGCGGCGGCGCGCGCCCGCAGGGCCGAGGCCAAGGCGGCGGCGGAGGCGCGGCGGCAGCAGGAGCUGGAGGAUGAGCUCUGGAAGGACGAGGACAAACACGUCCUGAGGAAGGAGCAGAGGAAGGAGGAGCGGGAGAAGCGGCGCCUGGAGCAGCUGGAGCGCCGCAAGGAGCUGCAGCGGCUGCUGGAGGAGGAGGACUCCAAGCUCAAAGGGAAAACUCCCAAGCAGGGAAAUCCUGGGAAAAUCACCCGCGCCCAGAUCGAGGAGAACGUCCGCAAGGAGCAGCAGCAGAAGGAAAACACGGAUGCAGUGGAGAAGGAGAAAUCGCACCUGGAGCUGCCGCUGGAGGAGAACCUGAACCGGCGGCUGCCUGAGGAGGGCGCUGUGGAGGCGCGCAGCAUCGAGGACGCCAUCGCCGCCCUCAGCGUGUCCCAGCCCCUGGAGCGCCACCCCGAGCGCCGUCUCCGCGCCGCCUUCGCCGCCUUCGAGGAGCUGCAGCUGCCGCGGCUGCGGCGGGACAACCCCAACAUGCGGCUGAGCCAGCUGCGCCAGCUGCUCAAGAAGGAGUGGAUGAGGUCCCCCGAGAACCCCCUGAACCAGCGGCACAAACCCUACAACAGCCACCCCUAGGCAGCCUGCCCGGACUGGGAUCCCCGCCAGGACCGGCCCCCGCGGGCCUUGUGGGGUUUUUUGUGUCUCUCUCUCUCUCCCCGCCGUGGGUUUGGGGUGAGCUGGAGGUCGGACUGAUGGCGCCUUCUCCUUCCUGGAAUUCCCUGCGGGAAGCAGCUCCCGGAGGCUCCCGGCUGCCCUCGGCGUCCCCUCCGUGGGGUUCUGGAGUUGUCACGUGGAAAGUGCUCCUGGGGUGUGAGCCCGAAGAGAUGCCAGAGCCUGGGUCUCACCUGAGAUCCUGCUCCUGGUUCUUUGGGAUUGGGAUAUCCCUGAGAUCCCUGCUCCUGUUUCUUUGGGAUAUAUCCCUGAGAUCCUGCUCCUGUUUGCUUUGGGGUUGGGAUUGGGAUAGCCCUCAGAUCCCUGCUCCUGUUUCUUUGGGAUAGCCCUGAGAUCCUGCUCCUGUUUGCUUUGGGGUUGGGAUUGGGAUAGCCCUGAGAUCCCUGCUCCUGUUUCCUUGGGAUAGCCUUGAAAUCCUGCUCCUGUUUCUUUGGGAUUGGGAUAUCCCUGAGAUCCCUGCUCCUCUUUGCUUUGGGAUGUCCCUGAAAUUCCUGCUCCUGUUUCCUCUGGAACUGGGAUGUCCCUGAAAUCCUGCUCCUGUUUGCUUUGGGAUUGGGAUAUCCCUGAGAUCCUGCUCCUGUUUCUUUGGGAUAGCCCUGAAAUCCUGCUCCUGUUUCCUUGGGAUUGGGAUAUCUCUGAGAUCCCUGCUCCUAUUUCCUUUGGGAAGUCCCUGAAAUCCCUGUUCCUGUUUCUUUGGGAUUGGGAUAUCCCUGAAAUCCCUGCUCCUGGGAUGUCCCUGAAAUCCUGGUUCUGUUUCCUUUGGGAUAUCCCUGAAAGUCCUGCUCCUGUUUCUUUGGGAUUGGGAUAUCCCUGAAAUCCCUGCUCCUGGGAUGUCCCUGAAAUCCCUUCUCCCAUUUAUCUGGGAUUGGGAUAUCCCUGAAAUCCCUUCUCCCAUUUCCUUUGGGACUGGUGCCAUUUCCUUUGGGAUUGGGAUGUCCCUGAAAUCCCUGCUCCCAUUUCCUUUGGGAUUGGCUCAUCCCUGAGGUCCCUGGUGCCAUUUCCUUUGGGGUUUGGGCUAUCCUUGGUCCUGUUUCCUUUGGGAUUGGGGCAGAAGCGUUGGGAAGAGGGAAAAUCCCUCAGGGAGGAGUGGGAAAAGCCUUUCCCAGGGGGGACAGGCACUCCAGGUGACAUUCCCACUGUCCCCUGGAAUGCUGGAGCCCCAAAUCCACUCGGUGGAGGGAUUCCCAUUCUUUGGGAAUGAAAUUCCUUCCCAGGAAUCGGCCUGGAGGUGCCACCCAGCUUCCCAAAAUCCCAUGGGAUUCAUCCAGCCUCAUCCUUUUCCCUCUUUUUGGGGCUGCCCCCCCUGGGCUGGGCCCUGUUCCCACAUCCCAGAAUUCCCAAAUCCAGCCAGGGAGGAGUGACCCCCCCCAUCAUCCCUUUGUGUGAGUUUGGUGUGUUUGAAUCCAAUUAAAAAUUUAAAGAAUAAAAAAAUCCGAUUAAA